GACUUCCGGUCCCGCCCUCCCUUUCCCGGAAGUGACGUCAAACCGGAAGCGGAAGAAAAUGGCGGCUCCCAACGAGGAGCAACUCCGGGAGCGGCUCCGGGAGCGGCUCCGGGCCCUGCACGUGGAGGUUUCCACCCCCCCCGAGCUCUGUCCCGGCAGUUUCCGCCUCGUCGUCGUCUCCGAAAUUUUCCGGGGCCUCAAAACCCUCCAGAGGCACCGGCUCGUUAACGAGGCGCUGGGGGAGGAGCUUGGCCGGAUCCACGCCCUGGAGCACCGGACUCUGACGCCGGAGCAGUGGGAGGAGCAAGGGGGCUCAUUAGCAUAAAUUUGCAUAGAUUUGAAUAUUACGGGAUUCCUGGCCUCUCAUUGGUUGUCGUUGGGGCGGGGCAGGGGUGGGUGCGGGUGGCCACGCCCCUUUUGAGAGGCAGGGUCUUCUAAUAACAGGAAGUGUUAAUUUGCAUACAUUUGCAUAAAUUUUCAUGGACAGGC
This is a messenger RNA of Myiozetetes cayanensis, 489 nucleotides long. RefSeq names its product bolA-like protein 2. Gene Ontology annotation, biological process: intracellular iron ion homeostasis. The transcript has 3 exons. Gene Ontology annotation, cellular component: nucleus; cytosol. The coding region runs from base 59 to 325 and encodes 88 amino acids. Lineage: Eukaryota; Metazoa; Chordata; Aves; Passeriformes; Tyrannidae. The record is from RefSeq and is a predicted model, not a curated record. Gene Ontology annotation, molecular function: 2 iron, 2 sulfur cluster binding.